Exophiala viscosa is the source of this 2532-nucleotide messenger RNA. Its product is annotated as transcriptional regulatory protein. Gene Ontology annotation, molecular function: DNA binding; zinc ion binding. The record is from RefSeq and is a predicted model, not a curated record. Gene Ontology annotation, biological process: DNA-templated transcription. Bases 1 to 2532 code for a protein of 843 amino acids. The transcript is spliced from 5 exons. Lineage: Eukaryota; Fungi; Ascomycota; Eurotiomycetes; Chaetothyriales; Herpotrichiellaceae.
AUGAGGAAAGGUAAGCCCAAAGCAUUUCUGUCCAUGGUGGAACUCUCACUUGAAGCAGGAGACUCUCAGCAACCUCCGACGCCUACUGAUCCCCGCCUCACACGCCCUUCACAGCCAAGACCGACAGCUGGGUUCAAUUCCCCAGAUGGAAUCCCCUCCACUCAGAUGUCGGAGGCGCAAGCUGCCCAGCAAGCUGCAAACAACAGCACAAUGACCCAGUUCAUGAAACCAAAGUUUGCUCGUGCGCCUAUUAAAGAAGCUGGCAGAGUCGCCUAUCUCGGCGAAUCGUCGAAUCUGUCACUGCUUGUUCAUGACCGACAUGGCACGACGGAUGUAGUCCACUACCCCUUACCAGAGAACAUCAGAGGCGCACGUGCACGUCUAACGGAGCCUGAUCAGAUGGAGAUUGAGAUUCUGCAGCAGCGGGGCGCAUUCUUGUUGCCACCUCGAGCGUUGUGCGAUGAGCUUGUCGACGCCUACUUUCGUUGGGUCCAUCCCAUUGUGCCAGUCAUCAAUAAAACUCGGUUCAUGAAGAGGUAUAAGGACACAAAGAACCCGCCGUCGUUACUCCUCCUUCAGGCCAUCCUACUAGCUGGCUCUCGAGUCUGCACCAAUCCUCAAUUGAUGGAUGCCACCGGUUCCACCACGCCUGCAGCGAUGACUUUUUACAAGCGCGCAAAGGCACUCUACGACGCAAAUUAUGAAGACGAUCGAAUCACUAUCGUCCAAGCUUUGGUAUUGAUGGGCUGGUACUGGGAGGGCCCCGAAGGUAAGGGCCGGGAGUCGAUAGAAUUCGCCGACUAUGCUAGGUCUAACAUAGGUGCAGAUGUGACGAAAAAUGUCUUUUACUGGACCAGGGUCGCCAUUGUGGUGGCGCAAGGUGCCGGCAUGCAUCGAAGUGUCGAAAGCUCGCAAUUGAGCAGACAAGAUAAACGAUUGUGGAAAAGAGUGUGGUGGUCUCUCUUCACAAGAGAUCGAUCAGUUGCCGUCGCACUCGGCCGUCCCGUUUCAAUCAACACCGACGACUCUGAUGUCGAAAUGAUCACCGAAGAAGACUUCAUCGAGGAAGAAGGUGAUCCGAAUGGCGACUACCAAUCCGAUCCUGUCCACGUGCAGUUCUUUCUACAAUAUGUCAAACUCUGCGAAAUCAUGGGUCUUGUGCUCUCUCAGCAGUACUCAGUUGCUUCCAAGGCUCGACGAACGAACGCCAUCGAUCUCACUCACAGCGACAUGGCGUUAGCCGACUGGUUGCAGAAUUGUCCUCGAGAAGUUUACUGGGAACGCUCGCGCCAUCAUUUCUGGUCAGCUUUACUGCACUCUAACUACUACACCACUUUAUGUUUGUUGCACCGCGCUCACAUGCCUCCGGCCACGGCAAGACCAAAUGAAUAUGACAACGUGGAUAUGGCCUAUCCUUCCAGGACCAUAGCAUUCCAGGCCGCCGGCAUGAUCACGUCUAUCAUGGAGAACCUGCUUGCACAUGACCAAGUGAAAUAUACCCCUGCAUUCAUUGUCUACAGUCUAUUCUCCGCACUUAUCAUGCAUGUUUAUCAGAUGCGCUCUUCGGUGCCAUCGGUUGUGGCUGCUAGCCAAGAGCGAAUCAACGUAUGUAUGAAUGCAUUGAAAGAGGUCUCAAAAGUGUGGUUGGUCGCCAAAAUGGUCCACACUCUGUUCGAGUCCAUCUUGGGCAACAAGGUUCUUGAGGAGAGACUCCAGAAAGCGACCGGCAAAAAGGCUCAACGAGCUCGAGGGAACCAGAGUGCCGUAUUUCCAGGCCAUUCGAACGGAAACGCCAAUGGCACCUCACAGUCUGGGCCGUCAACGGCGCAAGUAUGGACGGCAAAUGCGACCAAGCGCAAAUUUGAUGAUAUUGACUUGGGUUUCAACGUUGGGGUUCCUGCUCCCCAGAUGUCGUACGAGCGAUCACGACCGCAAACACCAGCUGUCACCCCAUCCCGCGAACUUCCCCAACAGCAACAGCACAACUACUUAGGUUCGCCUCCAUUGAGGGACGAACACAAUCUACCAACGUCAAGAUCUCGUGGUCAAUCUCGCAUACCAUCCCGGGGUCCCACGAGAGCCAAUUCACCAUUCAACGGGUACUCCAUUCCUGCGACUCCUCCAGACUUGUUUCUGGUGACACGGGAUUCGCCCAACAUUUCACAGCAAUUGUGGGAGAAUUUCCAGCCUGAUCAACUCUUCCCUGAUGGAACCAUAGGGGAUGCCACGGGAUUCGCCAGUCCUGUUAUGACUCAUGCCGUCGAUCCUCAGCUACAAAUGUCAGCGCAGGGCAUGGGAAGUCAGCAGAUUCCGCAGAUCGACAUCUCUGGACAAGCGCAACACUCACAAGUUUGGCCGCCUGGGAUGCAAGGUAUGAUGGGCGCUGGAAUGGAAUUGCAUGACAGCGACGGGUGGUCUACAAGCUCCAUUGGGAAUGCACCUGUCGCACCCACAACCUUGAACGUGGAGGACUGGUUCCAGUUCUUCGGAAUCAACGGUGAGAUGGCGGGGAUGGGCAUGGACGGGACUUAG